Molecule: messenger RNA, 4925 nt
Organism: Cimex lectularius (bed bug)
Lineage: Eukaryota; Metazoa; Arthropoda; Insecta; Hemiptera; Cimicidae
Exons: 2
Coding region: 154-1068 (304 amino acids)
Source: RefSeq, a predicted model, not a curated record
UACAACUUACAAGUUAGAACCUUUUUAGCCGGUUUAUGGACGCCGGACUGCCUGACUUAUCUACUAAUCAGUAGCGACUUAGCGAGGGAUUAUUUCAUGUACGAGUUUGGCUAUGUUGUUUUGUAUUUUCCUUUGAAGAGUUAAAAAUUCAAAAUGAGCAUCAAGUGGAGUGAAAGUGUUAUGCUGAAGUUUUUAGAACUGUACGAAAAGUACGACUGUCUCUGGAAUCACAGACUUGAAGAGUAUAAAAAUAAAAACGUACGAGCAAACGCGUUGGCUUCUUUUGUAGGAGAAAUGGGAAUUGCCGGACUUACUGUUGCCGAUUUAAAGAACAAAAUCAAGACGGUAAGAACUAUGUAUAAGAAAGAAAAUUCAUUGAUUUACAAAUCAAAAAAAAGUGGAGCCAGCCCAGAGGAAUUGUACGUGCCAAAAUUAUUCUGGUACAAAAGGGCAGAUAUGUUUCUAAACGGUGUUACAACCUCAAAGGAUACAUCAUCAAAUUUAAAUGUACCACUACAUAAUGGAGCUGAAAGUAAAUCGACCCAUAAUGAAGAAGAAAACUCAGAUGAAAUUGAAUUUACUGCAUCAACAUCAUCAUCUUUAAUUACCAAAAAUGGCACUCAGGAAAAAAAGCGACUUGCGGGAAACUCAGAAACAGCUAAUCCAUUUACUACUAAACAAUUGAAGAGAGCAAAUGUAUUUCGUGCUCCAAAUAUCCAUAAACGUAAAAUGAUAAAUGAAAAUAUUUCAACAAUAAGUGCAGCUAUUGAGAAACUUGUCCAAAGUAGUAAAAGCGAGGCUGACGAUGAGUUUGAAAUAUUUGGAAAAUAUGUCGCUGUACAAAUAAAACAGAUGCCUCUGUACGACGCAAUAAUAUGUCAAGAAGAAGUUCAAACCCUGAUAAGGGAAAAGAGAUUGGAGAUCUUGUCAAGAACUCAAUAUGUAGAUCCAAAGACACUAUCACCAGCAGUGGGAGGACAAUGGUCGUCAUCAGUUUCUGAAACAUCCAACCAAGAAUUACUCGAGGAGGAUUCCCAAGAAACAUCUGACAAAUAUCAAAAGCCUUAAAAGAUAUCUAACUUAAAUGAUUAGACUAUGGCAGUAUUUUUUAUGGCGAUGCAACAAAAUGCCUUUGCCAAAUUGGACAGGAGCCUAUAAAAAAAUAACUAGAUGCUGCAUAGGAGAGAUGGCGUCUUCUUGUACUAAUGCUCUUUUGAUAGAAGCAGGAAUAUGCCCAUGUGGAAAACUAGGUGGCAAGUGUCUCUCAUACUCAUCAGUAGGAAACACUUUUUCACCCAGCAACCAUUCAUAGUUUUGCUUUGGAAAGAUUACUUUACCAUCUGGCAAUGAAUAUCCUUGAACUCAGGACUUUCCCUUAACAUAAUAACAGCGUAUGAAGAGUAAGAAGUAAUAGGAUGAGGAGCAGUAUGGAGAUCCUCAACCAUGGUAUAUAUGAAUGGAUCCAAAUGAGAGAGAGGAAUCAGGCAGCAGUAAUUCAUCGUAUCGAUGAUGAACACUUGCAAACAAAGGGAUAAUUUUUACUGCAGAAGAAAUAGAGAUAUUGAAGGCCUUGAGCUACAUUACCGAGCACAUGCUAGAAAGUGCCAUACUCCAAUCGAAUGGCCUAAUUCCUAUUUCAAUUCCUUUGAUAGUCAAAACUAGACUUCUGGACAUGGAGGAAAAUAAUGUGUAUGUGAUUUGGGCAACAGUCCUCAGCAUGAGCCCUUACAAUAACAAGUUGCAUGUGUUAGUUAAGGAUGCAGCAUGUAGUGCAGUUCCAUGGAACAAUACUAUUAACAAUUAGAUUAUAGCCUAUAUAACAAGGUGAAAGAAAUUAUAUGGUAGCGUGGAUAUGUUGUGUCUUGGAGACAGAAAGCUUCCAUACAGCUAUAUAUUCCUGGUGGUUCACAAGAAUGAAUAACGCUAAGAAACUGUUCCUCCCAUUGAUAAGAUUUUGAUUAAACUUUCUUAUCACCUCUGCAAAAUAGGCAUCACCUUAACGUUCACAUGCUGUCACGGAGUCACCACUACUGACAUCAACUCUGUUCUUCUCACUCCCAUGGUAGAAGUGAGACUCUACUAAUUCAGGUAUACAUCACUCCUCACCAAAAUUAGCAUAAUUUUGAACAUUGAAAUUGACGAUAUGCAUGACUUUUGUCAGACAAUAUAAGAAUUAAUUUAAAUCACUUCCCUAAUAACUAAACUAAAGAUAAAUAGUUUGAAAUUUUCUGUUAGAAUGGAAGUCAUUCUUUUUGAAAAGAUGGUUCCUACUCACAGAAAGUUGUUUCGCAACAGUCCGGAUUUCGAGCCCUUUAGUUGAUUAUCAGGUUGAAGGGUUUCUACAAACACGUCUCUCGACAUGAAUUGCAAAUGUCGAGUGUCGAAAAAAAGACUGAUGAUGAGCUAAAGGACUCGAAAUCCGGAUUGUUGCGAAACAACUUACUGUGAGUAGGAACCAUCUUUUUAAAAAAGAUUAAACUCCACACCCACUCCAUCAUUCAUAAUUUAUAUGGAAGUCAUCCUGUCAACCAAGUGCUUGGUUGGGUCGGGUGCAGGUAUGGGUAAUGUGAGUAGUGGACUUUUUCAUGUCUUUUAUCUAUGCCCCCUUCCAAACACUUAAAAUAGAUCAGUGUUGAAAAUGGUAAUGAAUUUGAGUGCAUGGUAUGGUGGACUCCGACUUACAGGGAUGAAAUUACUGGGGAUGGCUAAAUGUGGCAAUGCAAGGCCAGAAAAAUUUAUAAUUAACGAAAUUUCACAGACCUCGAUAAAAUUAAAAUUAUUUAAAAAAAAGACCUCAAAAUUUAGUGGCAUUCAGUUUCAUCCUUCACAAUACCACAAGAAUAGAUUACAGAAAUAGAUUUACUUUAUACUACGAAUUCUCAAUUCAAUAGCACUUUGGAAAAUUAAAACCAAUUGCCAUUGGUGAAUGAAGUAGAAGUGCUCUUUCACAUUUAAACUUAUCGCUUUAAAAAAUUGGUCUUGCUCCUUUUUUAAAAUUUUCUCAUUGAAAUCACCCAUGCACGGUUUUAUCUAUUCCAGGUGAUUUUUCAGAUCUAUUUCCUCGAGCUUUAUCUUAAGUACAGCGACAGUGCAAUUUUGGCUACUUGCAGCAAUACAACACGAGUGACAGAUGCCACUUGCUGUCAAAUUUAUUCAUAAACUGUUUACAUUACUAGAUAGUUUAUAUUCCUUCCACUUGAUUAAUUAAAACUGUUUAUGGAUUGAGUAAUUCUAUUGUCUGUUAAUUACCUUUAGUCUUAUUAUUAUUGUAUUUCUGACUUGACCCAGCAACCACCAGAGGAAAAGAUAGACUACAUGCUAUCACAUAUAAAUUUUAUUGUGCUCGGCUGUCUAGUAAAACGUAAAAAAAAGCAGAAUUGCAACAGUUACAACUGAAUCGACUUUGGACACAAUUUUUCCCUUGUAAUCUGAAAAUGUACAUUUUCAAAUCAAGGUUAAACAACUUCAUAAGGGAUAACAUUUUUUGCAAACUUUUUAAAAUUUAUAUUUUCAAUUAAAUUGAACAAAAAAGAGAAAAUUGUAUUUUUUAUUAACAAACUGUAACUGUAGCAAAACAAAUCAGCAAGGUUUGAUGCGUUUAAAGAGGGGAGGAAAAGACAAAUUUUAAAUCGCUUUCCACAAUGUAAAUUACUUAAUAAAAAAAAUCAUUAAUUUAAAAUUUGGUUUUAAUUUUAUUGGUUAUAAAACUUAAUGGUGUAAUAGUUAAAAACAGUAGUUUUAUUUUAACCACUUUUUCCUAAAAAAAAAAUCUUCCUGAAAUAUAGGACCCAGAUAAAUAUUUGUAAACCUCAAAUUAAAUUAAACAGCAUUACAUUACAAAUUAAUUUGCAUAAAAUCGAUUUAUGUUGAUAGUUUUAUACUUAACGAAAAAAUUGACGCAAGGAUUCGCAAAAAGAUAAAUCUCACUCUUAUAUCCAAUUGCAUAAAUGCACAGUCAACGCAAACUUUUGAUUUAUCUUCAAAUUUCAUUAUUUAGUACAAUUUGCAAUAUAAAUAUAUUGAAAUGUAUAAAGCAAUAUAUUAUACAAAUAUCAACAAUUUUUAAAUAUAAUAUAUUUACAUUCUAUUCAUUUAUAAUACAAACAAUUUUUAAAAAAAUAAAAACUGGUGAUGUUAGUCACAAAUUCUACAUAAAUUCUUAAUUAUGAUUAAUAAACAAUUAUUAAACAUGCAAAAAUUUCAGGCAUAUCUUUUAGGUUAUAAUUGUCAGUACAUCACUAUAGUCACAAUUCUUUCACCAUUUCUUGGAAAGUUAUACAAAUUAGAAAUAGCAAAAAUAACAUCAUAAUUCUUUGCAACUGAACACACACUAUAGACUUUAUAUAUAUAUAAUUUACAUAUAAAUUUCACCAAUAACCAUUUUUGUACAUAGAUAAUUUAAAGUGACAAACAUUAUAGCAUUUUAGGCACAGAUACAGACAAAAGAGCACCAUUUUAAAUACAAUAAAUACAAGGUAGCCAGCGUGUCCCAAUUUCUUUUCUUGAUUAUUAGGAACAGUUGCUAACACUGCUCUCCUUGUGUGCGAUUCAUAUGGCCUGCUUUUGACCACAUUACAAUAAUAAAAAUUCAUAACAGCAUAUAAAUUGUCACAUGAUAAUUUGGACCAUUUACACUUAUAUUGUGAAUAAUUAUAUAUUUUACUUAUACAAAUUUAUUUAUUUUUUGUUUAAAUUAUUUCCCAUUGUUUGACUUCAUUGGUAUGAGAAGUUUGUGCACUCUUUGUUAACUCAAAUAUAAGAAAGAGUUUUUCUGAGUUUUUUUCUCCUCAAUCAGUCUGAAUGAUGCACAGUUGGACUUCUGAUUGUUAUUUUUAAUACAAUGAGUACACAGACUUCCAUUACUCUCUAAGGUCGAAUUAGUACGGAAUGUAUCUAAAACUAAAUCAAUUACAAAAAAAAAAAAA